AUGGGAGGACCCUAUAUGUCAAGAAUAGCCUCAGUAGGAGGUCGACCAACAAUCCCCCUCGAUGUUCCAAUAUGCGCCGUGUUCAUCGCUCUUUUCAUCACCGGCGCCGCCUGCCACAUGACCCUCCUCCGUCGCAACCUCGCAAGAGGCCACAAAUUCAUUCCAUCGGGCGUAACAUUUGGUUUCUGCAUGUCGCGCAUUAUUGCAAACAUCAUGCGCAUCGCCUGGGCCUGUCAUCCGACGAACGUUAGAAUCGCAAUUGCAGCACAGAUCUUCGUUGCAGCGGGCGUGUUGCUGCUUUUCAUCUUGAACUUGCUAUACGCACAGCGUAUGUUCCGAGCUGUCUACCCAGCCCUAGGAUGGUCCAGACCAGUAUCGUGGGUAUUCAAAGUACUGUAUGCUCUCAUCGCUGUGACUAUUAUUAUGGUCAUCACUUGUGUUAUUCAGAGUUCGUAUACUCUCAACUCAAACACCCUUCGCAUCGAUCGUGAUAUCCAGCUCUACGGCCAGACCUACUUCUCCAUAGUCUCAUUCCUACCGCUUCCUCUUGUCUUGCUUGUCCUUCUGUCUCCAAACAGGAAGCGAAUUCAAGAGGUUGGCUCUGGUAACUGGGUCGUCAAAGUCUUCAUCGUCGGACUUGUCAGCUCGUUGCUCUGCCUCGGCGCAUCAUUCCGUGCCGGUACCUCUUGGAUGCCACCUCGCCCUGUCACCGACCCAGCCUGGUAUCACAGCAAGGCCUGCUUCUAUAUCUUUAACUUCACCAUUGAUAUCUUGGUCGUGGCUAUCUUCUUCGUCGGCCGUGUCGACCAGCGAUUCUGGGUUCCGAAUGGAAGCUCGAAAGUGCGCCACUACAGACGAGAUGAGAGUAGUGAGAAGGACGGGAUUUCUCUUCCGCUUCAUGAUGGGCGAGACGUCGAGAGCGAGGAUAGCAAUGUGUCUCAUGAGCAGACCGAAGAAACAAAAUAA
This is a messenger RNA of Penicillium expansum, 966 nucleotides long. RefSeq lists its product as uncharacterized. Lineage: Eukaryota; Fungi; Ascomycota; Eurotiomycetes; Eurotiales; Aspergillaceae. The transcript has a single exon. The record is from RefSeq and is a predicted model, not a curated record. Bases 1 to 966 code for a protein of 321 amino acids.